CUUCACUAGCAACGGUAAAGCGCUGUGCGGUUAACGUGGCUGUGUGGUCAUGGCCCCAGCGCUCUCGCUGUAAGAGCCACCCCCCCCCCCCGAGGGGAGUAGUGCCCAGCGCUGGUGCACGGUCUACGCUGACACUUCACAGCGCUGGAACUUGCAGUGCUCGGGGUGGGGGGGCUGCGCUGUAAAGUGCCAGUGUAGACAAGGCCUCAGUGUGGGUCUGUGCAGUGUACGUGUGUGUGUGGGGGGGCAGCGAUAUGCACACAAACGAAGGCAACUUCUCUGAUGAACAGGUUCUUCCACGUUUGUCCCUGGGAGGGGGCUGUCUGUGCAUCUUUGACUGAUCCCAGCACUGUGAGCGGUGGGAUACCUAACCCCGAGUGAUGGGCACGUGGGGCGGCUCUGAGAUGAUGGGGCAGGGGAGUAUGUGGGGCUGGUGGCUGCAUCCCAGUGCUGGACAAACUAUCUCGCUGUGGCAUUAUGUGCGGCUGUUCCCUAGCUACCCUGCCCCAGAAGUGGCUGCAUAUCAGUGCCGGGUGCACUGUCUCUCUGUGGUGUUGUGUGGCUGUUCCCCAGCUGCCCCGCCCCAGAAGUGGCUGCAUAUCAGUGCCGGGUGCACUGUCCCUCUGUGGUGUUGUGUGGCUGUUCCCCAGCUGCCCCGCCCCAGAAGUGGCUGCAUAUCAGUGCCGGGUGCAUUGUCCCUCUGUGGUGAUAUGUGCAGCCGUUUCCCAACUGCCCUGCCCCAGAGGUGGCCGCAUCUCAGUGCCAGGUGAGCCGUCCCUCUGUGGUGUGGGUGGCUGUUCCCUGGCUGCCCUGCCCCAGAAGUGGCUGCAUAUCAGCACCGGGUGCACUGUUCCUUUGUGGUGUUAUGUGCGGCUGUUCCCCAGCUGCCCCGCGCCAGAGGUGGCUGCAUCUCAGGGCCAGGGGACCCAUCCCUGGAUAUGCUGCUUGGAGAGCCCCGUAGAGAGUAGCGGUAGCUGUGGGGGGGGGGGACACGGCAGGACCGGCUGGAGACGUUGCCCCCUCCCCAGCGAGCCAGCUGCCCCCGCCCCCCAGGAGCUGAGCCUCGUCUGACGCCCAUUGGCCGCCUCCCUCCUCCAUGCGCAGCAGAAAAAAAAAAAAAAAACCAGCCGCUUCCCGCCCGCUCCCUCCCUCCCGGACUCUGCCGCAUUCGCUCCUGCGACGGGAGAGACCCAGGGCUGCAGCAUGGCCACCCCCACCGAGGCACCUAGGCACGAUGGCCAUGGACCCCGGGAUCCCUUCUCCUACGACUACGACACCUUGCGCGUGGUUGGCCUCGUCCUGGCCAUUGUCAUGUUCGUGGUGGGCAUCCUGACAGCGCUGAGUAAAAAAUUCAAAUGUAAAAAGUCCAACUCCAGCCUAUCGGAGGCCAGGCAACCGGGAAAGACCCCAACUCCAGCAGGCAGUGCGUAGGCCUGGUGCCUGGGAUGUAGCGCCCCCCUCUGGCUGGGGGGUGCAGACCCUGCUGCCCCCCCCUCGCCCAGGACGGUCCAAGACCUCAGCUCCAGCGCCCGGCGACACCCGUGGGGGCAGGGAAGGGGAAGCCCUGUUAUCUGAGCCCCCGUCUUUUAGAACCUCUGCCUCCAAUUGGCUAGCGAGCCCAUUGCAUGCUGGGAGCAGGCACCAUAUGCAGGGAGGGGGGUGUCCCUUAGCCUCACUUGGCCCCCCCAUCUUGAUCCACUGGGUCCCCUUCACUUCCUGUCCCCCCCAGCGCAUGUGACCCCCCCAUGCCAUGACUGCUUUGCUUACGGCACCCCCCUCCCCGCUGCAUUGGGGGGGUGCUCCUUGUGGGGGGAACGGACACACAUCACCAACACAUACCCCCAGGCCCAGACGUGGGCCCCACCUGGGCAGGGGGCCCUGGAUGCUGACAGGGUGCUGCUUUCAUGACGUGUUUUCAGCCGCCCGCAGGGGGCGCCACCCCGUGGCUGCCCCCUCCACCCCCAUGCACGGGGCAGAGCAGAUCCAGUGCUCAAUAAACAUAGGGUUGUUUCUUA
Gopherus evgoodei (Goodes thornscrub tortoise) is the source of this 2015-nucleotide messenger RNA. RefSeq names its product FXYD domain containing ion transport regulator 7 (gene FXYD7). Gene Ontology annotation, molecular function: sodium channel regulator activity. Gene Ontology annotation, cellular component: membrane. The coding region runs from base 1204 to 1431 and encodes 75 amino acids. Gene Ontology annotation, biological process: regulation of sodium ion transmembrane transporter activity. The record is from RefSeq and is a predicted model, not a curated record. The transcript has 6 exons. Lineage: Eukaryota; Metazoa; Chordata; Testudines; Testudinidae.